Messenger RNA from Lactuca saligna, 492 nucleotides. The record is from the annotation of a GenBank genome assembly. NCBI's taxonomy places the organism in Eukaryota, Viridiplantae, Streptophyta, Magnoliopsida, Asterales, Asteraceae.
AUGUCGUCUAGACCAAGGUGGGUUGUUGUUAAUGGCGCAGGUGUAAUUUUAAUUGUAUGUGAUGAGGAAGUUUCUCGUUAUGAAACCGCUACUCUAACUACAAUUGGUGUUCCUACUGUAUUACUUCCUCCUCCAACAAUAGCCAUGGAUGAGCCUCUUGUUGUAGGGCUUCCUGAUUUAGAGCCUUAUGCAAGGCUCUUCCAUAGGUAUUGUGCUAUUGCUAGUCCAAGUGCUACUCAAAUACUUCUUCUUGGAUUAUUAGAAGUACCACCUUCAUGGGCUCUAGAUGCUCUUGAUCCUCUUGUUCAACUAGUCGAGCUUCUUAGGGUAGUUGAAGAUUAUGCAUCUGGGAUGUGGCAUAGGCAAACAUCCAUGUCCUUCGAAACUAUGGAUGAUGACCAAGUCUUACUCUAUGCAGUCGAUGGUGGCGAAGUUCAAUUCAAUGGUGAGGUUACAAGGCUUAAAGUUGCUAUGAAGAUUGUCAAAGGAUAA